UCUUCCACACAACUUGUGAACGUGCACGACGAUGAUGACGCUGAUACUGUGCGCGCUCACGUUCCUCGUCUCUGCCGACGCCUUGAUCUCCAAGCGCGCGGCCGUCGGCUGCCCAGGCACGUGCGACAGGUCCAGGUGCGCGGCCCCUCCCGCCGAGUGCCCAGCGGGGGUCGCGCUUGACGCGUGCGACUGUUGCCCCGCGUGCGCGGUCGGCGAGGGCGAGCCGUGCGUCGGCCAGCGGGAGUGCGCGGAGGGGCUGACGUGCGCGCUGAGCGACGGCGUGGAGGUGACGACCACCGUCCGGCGGAGGGGCACGGCUGGCGUGUGCGCCUGCGCCAACCGCGAACAGGUGUGCGGCAGCGACGGCGUCACCUACGCGGACAUCUGCCAGCUGAGGCGCGUGAGCAGGCGCGCCACCGACGCCCAGCGUCCGCCCAUCAUCUUCAUCCAGAGAGGCGCGUGCGGCGAAGGCCGUCAGCACGCCGACAGUCUUCGCUUCAAGUACAACUUCAUCGCUGACGUGGUGGAGAAGAUCGCUCCUGCUGUGGUUCACAUCGAAGUUUACCGCAAGUACGAAGGCCGGAUGAUCUACUCCAGGAGGGAAGUGGCCAUGGCCAGCGGCUCCGGCUUCUUGGUGUCGGAGGAGGGGCUUAUCGUCACCAACGCCCACGUGGUGGCCAAUAAGCAUCGAGUCAAAGUGGAGCUUAAGAGCGGCGCCACAUUUGAUGCCAAGAUCCAAGAUGUGGAUGAGAAGGCCGACAUCGCUCUGAUCAAGAUCACCUCUGCUGUCAAACUGCCGGUUCUUCAGCUCGGCCGCUCGGCGGACCUCCGGCCUGGUGAGUUUGUGGUGGCCAUCGGGAGUCCGUUCUCUCUCCAGAACACCGUGACCACCGGCAUCGUCAGCACCACCCAGCGGGGGGGCAAAGAACUGGGCUUCCAAAACUCGGACAUGGACUACAUCCAGACGGACGCCAUCAUCAAUUACGGCAACUCAGGAGGUCCCCUGGUCAACUUGGACGGUGAAGUCAUCGGCAUCAACACCCUGAAGGUGACGGCAGGAAUCUCCUUCGCCAUCCCCUCAGACAAGAUCCGACAGUUCCUGGCCGAGUCGCACAACCGACAGGUCAACGGAAGAGGCGUCAGCAAGAAGAAGUACAUCGGUAUCAGGAUGAUGAGCCUCACACCCGCGAUAGCUAAGGAGUUGAAGGAGAGACAGUCAGACUUCCCAGACGUCACGUCAGGUGCUUACAUCAUUGAAGUCCUCAGCCGUAGUCCCGCCAAAGCCGCCGGUCUGCAGGACAGCGAUGUCAUCAUCAGCAUCAAUGGCGAGCGCGUGACAUCGGCCAGCGACGUCAGCGCCGCCAUCAAGCGCGACGCCCCGCUGCGCGUGGUGGUGAGGCGGGGCAACGAGGACGUGGUGGUGUCUGUGCUGCCUGAGGAGGUGGAGCCUUGA
Messenger RNA from Nerophis lumbriciformis (worm pipefish), 1453 nucleotides. RefSeq names its product serine protease HTRA1B-like. Gene Ontology annotation, cellular component: extracellular region. Gene Ontology annotation, molecular function: serine-type endopeptidase activity; protein binding. NCBI's taxonomy places the organism in Eukaryota, Metazoa, Chordata, Actinopteri, Syngnathiformes, Syngnathidae. Gene Ontology annotation, biological process: proteolysis; programmed cell death; positive regulation of apoptotic process. The record is from RefSeq and is a predicted model, not a curated record.